CGGCGGCGUUGCCAAGCAACCGCGUGGUUCGAGUAACAACGUCCACCGGCUGGAGUCCGCGGCGCAUGGCGCUACAGUCACUUUUCCAGAUCUGGGCGCACCGUGGACACCUCGUCAGAGAUGCUGGUACGGUUUGGACGACGCUGUGGACAGGCGAAGGAAAGUACAGAAAUAAGAAACUCUGAAGAAGAUCAAGCUCUCUAUCCACCUCUUCUGCCUAGCAAAGUAGAUCUCCAGCAGGUCACCAUAAUUCCACACAAUGAGUGGAAAAGGAUUCAAGAUAGCCUUGACAGGUUGACAAGAGAAGCAGCAUGCCUCCGUGCAGAAAGAAAGGCAAAGAAAGAAAUGCAUUUGCGAUCUCAAGAGGUGGUAAAACACUGGACUAAUACAUAUGCAGGGAUGAAAGAACAGAAACUUGAAGCCAAAAAAAAGCGUGAUGAAGAAAUAGAGGCAGAAAGACAAAUUCUUGAUCUGGAAGAAGAAAUACAUAAACAAGGAAAAAGAAAAAAGGCCAUUGAAAAUGCAAAGCAAUGUCAAUUUUACCAGACAGAAAGAGUGAAAAACUUUCAUUCAGGACUUCUUCUUAGUAGAGUUAUGAAAGAACGUGAUGCCCAGAUUGAAUUCCGAAAGAGUAAGAUAAAAUCAGAUAAAAAAUGGGAGGAACAAUUGAAACUCAACAUUGAAAAAGCUUUUAAAGAAGAACAAGAAAAAGCAGAAAAACGACACAGAGAAAGGGUGGCUCUUGCCAAAGAUCAUCUAAAACAAAUAAAGGAACAUGAGGAAGAAGAAGAAAGAAGGAAAAAGCGUGAAGAAAAAGAUGCCGAAGAAAUAAAGCGACAGAAUGCAUUAUAUGAAAUUGAAAUGAGAAAAAAACUAGAAAAGAAAAGAGAAGAGAUGCAUGAAAGCAGGAGACGGUUUCUCGAACAUAUGCAGGAUAAACAUAUUAUCAAAGCUGUAGAACAGCAGCAGCAAGAGGAAGAAGAUGAAAAGAUUAGAAAAUUUAUCAAAGCAAAAAAGUGUCUUAUACAAAUGGGGAAAGAAAAAGAAGCUGAAACACACAGGCUUAUGGAGAAACGAAGAGAAAGAAUACAUAACUUCCUGAGUGAACUAUUGAAAGAGAAACUUGACAAUGAAGAUAUGAUUAUUGCUAGAGAUAUUGCAGAAGCUGAGGCUGAAUGGGAAAAAAGAGAAAGAGAAAAAGAUGAAAAAAACAAAGCAGAAUUAAAAACAAUUGCAGAAUAUAGAGCCAUUGUGAUGAAAAAUAAAGAGGAAGAAGAAAGACAAAGAAAAAUAGAGGCUAAAGAACAAUUGCUGGCUGUCAUGAAAGCAGAUCAAAUUUUCUGGGAACAUGAAAAGGAGAAAAAAUACAAAGCUGAUAAAGAACACCGAGAGGUUCAAGACGCCCAUAUUCAGCAAAUGGCCAAAAAUAAGUUUAAUGCAAAGCAAGCAAAACAAGCAGAAUUAGAUUAUUGCAGACUUACUGAAGCUCUUGUGGCUGAAAAGGAGAAAGAAUUUCAGGACUAUGCCAGAGAGGUAAUUGAACUUGAAUCGGAAACAACAAAUAAAUAUAUUUACCCUCUUGUAAAAGCUGUACAGGAAGGACCUGGAGGUGGCCGUGGACCAGUGCUUGUGGAUAGAGGUGGAUUAAGACCCAGCUAUCAGGCAAAUGAUAUUACUGGAGUCCAGCUCCCUUUUUAUAACUCUCAGGGACCAAAAUAUAAUUUUCAGAAGUCAAAGAGAAGGUUAGGUUUUACAUGGUAGAAAAAAAUUUUUAACAUUGAGAAGACUAAGUUGUAGCAUAUAUGAGCUUCAAAUGUAAAUGGAUUUCUGUUAAUAAAGCUGUUCUUCAUCUAAGUACAAUUAUGUCUGAUUUAAUUGAUCGUUCUCAGUAUUUCUUUUGGGUAUAUAUAAAACCCCAAUUUUGAGAUUCCUAACUGUGGUAAAUUACACAAGUAAAAUUUACUUUUUAAAUGUACAUUCAGUGGUAUUAAGUACAUUCAAAAUAUUGUAUAGCCAUGACCAUUGUGUAGUUCCAGAAUUUUUCAGUGCUCUGACUGGAAACCCCAGACCCAUUCAUUAAGCAGUGACUCCCCAUUCCACUUCCCCACAGCCCCUGGUAACUGUUUAUAUGCUUUGCCUAUACUGGGUAUUUUGAAUAAACAGAAUCAUACCGUG
This is a messenger RNA of Macaca mulatta (Rhesus monkey), 2175 nucleotides long. It is a transcript of the gene CFAP210, whose product is annotated as cilia and flagella associated protein 210. Gene Ontology annotation, cellular component: axonemal microtubule. The record is from RefSeq and is a predicted model, not a curated record. NCBI's taxonomy places the organism in Eukaryota, Metazoa, Chordata, Mammalia, Primates, Cercopithecidae.